CAUGAUAUCCAUCAAGUUUGGGUUAGAUUGUGGUCGUGGAAUAAAACGGUGAUGAUGAAGGUUAAGAGUGAUGGUGCUUGUUGUUGCAAUGAUGAACCUAGGGGCGGUGGUGGCAAGAUGAGAGAUGACGAUGGUGAUUGCUACAAAGGAGGAGGUGACAGAAGAGGAGCGGUAGCAAUUGAUGGUGGAAUGUUGUUAUCGUGA
This is a messenger RNA of Dovyalis caffra, 204 nucleotides long. Lineage: Eukaryota; Viridiplantae; Streptophyta; Magnoliopsida; Malpighiales; Salicaceae. The record is from the annotation of a GenBank genome assembly.